Molecule: messenger RNA, 1617 nt
Organism: Phragmites australis (common reed)
Lineage: Eukaryota; Viridiplantae; Streptophyta; Magnoliopsida; Poales; Poaceae
Product: putative RING-H2 finger protein ATL49
Exons: 1
Coding region: 174-1442 (422 amino acids)
Source: RefSeq, a predicted model, not a curated record
ACGACGUGCAGAGUUGCAUUCGCCAUCACCAACCCUUCCAAACAAAGGCCGAAACGCCCUCUCCAUUCCACACCGUCGCCGGCCUCACACAUAAAAAUGCCUCCUUUUCUUCUUUCUUGGUCGUCGUUGUUGCCGUCGCGUUGGUGGAGGUGUUAGCAAUUGGGGCCACAAGAAUGAACGCUUCUGGUGCAGCGCCGCCGCCGCCGCCGCACGGGGGUUCCAUAGCAAGCACCAUCGAGAGGAAGCUAAGCCCGGGGAUCCUCCUCAUCGCCAUCCUGGCGAUGGUCUUCUUCAUCUCCGGCCUGCUCAACCUGCUGGUGCAGUACCUCCUGCGGCUGCGGCGGGCCCGGCGGCGCCGGCGCCGCGUCGGGGACGCGGCCGGCGACGGCAGCCCGACGCCGUUUCAGGGCCAGCUCGGUCAGCUGUUCCACCUCCACGACGCCGGCGUCGACCAGGCCUUCAUCGACGCGCUGCCCGUCUUCCCCUACCGCGCCGUCGCGGGGCGACGCAAGGACCCGUUCGACUGCGCGGUGUGCCUCUGCGAGUUCACCAUGGACGACAAGCUCCGGCUUCUGCCGACGUGCGGCCACGCGUUCCACGUGGCCUGCAUCGACGCCUGGCUGCUGUCGCACUCCACCUGCCCGCUCUGCCGCGGCAGCAUCCUCGCCGAGGCCGACCACAAGAUGGCGUCCAGCCCGAUCCUGCUCAUGCUCGAGUCCGAGAGCCUUCCCGAGACGGUCGUCGGGGACGGCAGUGAUCCGGGAGAUAGAGACAACGAGGAGUCACCGAAGGCAGAGGAGAUCGUCGAGGUGAAGCUUGGCAAGCUCAGGUGCGUGGACGGCAAUGUUAAUGCUGGGGACCUUGCAGUCCAUUGCACAAGUAGCAGCAAUGGCAAUGACAGGGGAAGUCUUGGACAGAGGAGGUGCCUGUCCAUGGGAUCCUACGAAUACGUCAUGGACGAGCACGCCGCGCUCCGCGUCGCCGUCAAGACGACGCCCAAGAGGAGGCCCGCGAGCUCGAGGUCGCGCCGCCGCCUCGCGCUGUCGGCGUGCGACUUCGGGGGCUCCAACAAGGGCGCGUGGGAGACGGCGGUGACGGAGGCCGCCGCGUCAGCGGACGCCGGACGGUGCAGCGACGGCGCCGCGAGCCUGAACAAGGACAGCUUCUCCACGUCCAAGAUCUGGAUGGUCUCGGCCUCCAAGAGAGAGGAUAAUGGUCGCCGGACAGCAGAAUUGGCCGCCGAGAGGCGCGCGCUGUCGUUCCGGUGGCCGUCGAUGGCCGCCGGGUGCAAGAAGCACCGCGGGAGCGAGGAGAGCUGGGACGUAGAGGUGGCAGGAAGCUGCGGCGACAACGGCGUGCCGUCUGUCGCGGAGGAGCGGCCGUCGUUCGCGAGGGCGGCGCUGCAAUGGGAUGCCGGCGGGAGGCAGGGAGGCCAUUCUUGAUCGCAUAUAGUUUGCACACUGAACACACAAGAUUGUUUUUUUUUUCUUGUUUGAUCUCUCCUCUCUUUUCGUUUUAUUUCUCAGAUUGAUUAUAGUGAUUUCAAAUCAAGAAAUUUGUGUGAAGGAAGUGACAUGAAUUUCAUUGGUGUGAUCCACACCACACUUUGCAGAGGAA